GAAUUUGUUUUAAAUAACUAAUAACUAAUAGUUUUUUUUGUUGUUAGAUAAAUAACUAAUAGUUGUUAAAUGUCUAAAUUUAGUAUGUAUUAAUGGCGGAAGCGGGUAUACUUAAAUAGUUUGUUAAAAAAAAAACCAAAGCAAUAACUAUCUCAACAAAGAACAUGAAAAAUACAGUAUUGUGUAACAUAAUAGCAACUAACAACUUAAACUGCCUUUGCCAGCUCCAAAAUACAAACAAAUCUCCAUAAUAACUUAUAUGUUUUCAGGUAAAAAAUCAUAUUAUUUAAAUAAAAGAAAAGAAAUGCAUUAGGAUAAAAAAAAUCAAACAAAAAUCAAGGCCUCAUAGAAGAACAAUGGCAGAAGAUGGGAUGUCAAUUCUUGCAUGUUAUAAUGCAACAUUUAGUGCUACAAAUGAUAUUUGGAUGACUGAUGAUGUUAUUGCCAAACGUGUUCCUCUUUUGUGUCUCCAAAUUGCUUAUGAUCUUUUGGUGUCUCGUUUUUUCUACUUCAUCCUCAAGCGUAUUCGUGUGCCCCUCAUUGUUGCGCAAAUACUGGCUGGCUUUUCUCUGAGUCCAACUCUCUUGGGAAAUUUCAAACCAAUAUUUGACUUGUUUUACGAGCAACAAGGAAUCCUAGCCAUUGAAACCUUUUCAAACUUGGGAAUAUUGUACUAUGUGUUCCUAAGUGGUUUAGAAAUGAAUUCAGACGUAAUCUUAAGAUCAAGAAAAAAAGGUACAAGCCUAGCAGUUGUUGGCAUUGUGACAUCAAUGUUAUUUGGUGUUGGAUUGCUUACUGUACAACACAAGCUUGAAGAUGAAAACGAUACUUUCUCACUAACACCUAAAGAAAAUCAUAAUGAAGCCUAUUUAUUUUGGUCUUUAGCACUUUCUGUCACGGGUUUCCCAGUCCUUGCAAGAAUCUUAGCUAAGCUUAAGCUUUUGUAUACAAAGCUUGGAAAAGAUGCAUUAACAGCAGCUAUGUUAACUGAUGCAUAUGGUUGGGUUUUAUUCACAUUGUUGAUUCCUUAUUCUAAGAUUGGUGGAAAACCUUUUCUCUCAGUAAUCAGUACCUUGUUGUUCAUAGUUUUUUGUUUUACUGUGGUGAGACCUAUCCUUACUCCAAUCGUUGAAAAGAAAACGAGUGCGAACACAUGGCGCAAGUCGCAAUUGUUGGACUUGUUAAUGGGAGUGUUUAUUUGUUCAUUUAUUACAGAUUGUCUUGGUACACACCCUAUUGUUGGAGCUUUUGUGUUUGGAUUGAUUUUGCCUCAUGGGAAGUUUGCUGAUAUGGUUAUGGAAAUGUCAGAUGAUUUUGUUUCUGGGAUUUUAUGUCCUGUCUACUUUGCUGGAUUUGGUUUUAGACUCAACUUGCCUUUUCUUUUGAAGCAACAAUCUGCAGGUUUAAUGAUGUUGAUUGUGGUUUUGUUAUGCAUACCAAAAGUUUUGAGCUCUUUGAUUGUCACUUUUUUCUUCGGUAUGCCUGCUCGAGAUGGCCUUGCCAUUGGAUUGCUUCUCAACACCAAGGGCGUCAUGGCUAUCAUACUACUAAAUGUUGCGUGGGACAAAAGGAUUUUGGAUCCAUAUUGUUUCAUGGUUAUGAUGCUUGCCAUUAUAUUAAUGACAGUGAUUGUUUCUCCCUUGAUAAGUGCUAUAUACCAACCAAAAUUCCGAUUCAUGCAAUCACAAUUAAAGACCAUGCAAAAGCUAAGGUUCGAUAUGGAACUUCGAGUUGUGGCAUGUGUUCACAAUACUAAACAUGCCAAUAGCAUGAUCCAUGUCCUUGAAGCGACAAAUGCAACCAGAGUUUCACCUAUACAUGUCUCAGUAGCUCACCUAGUUGAACUCACUAGACAUGGCACAGCUAUUCUUGUUUCACAAAUGGAUCGUUCAGACAGCACUGUUGGAACAGAAACAACCAACUAUGGAUCACAAUCAAAGUUUGAGAGCAUAACUAAUGCAUUCGAAGAAUUUGUAAAACAGUACAAUGCUGUUAGAAUUGACACAUCAAAUGUUGUCUCAUCCUACACAACAAUCCAUGAAGACAUAUUCAAUGUAGCCGAAGAGAAACGCGCGAGUUUGAUUCUCCUUCCCUUUCACAAAGAGUACUCAACAAUAGAAGGUGGUUUAGAAAUAAUCAACAAUCAACAUUGUGAGAUAAACAAAAAUGUUUUACAACAAGCACCUUGUUCUGUAGGGAUCUUUGUGGACCGUGGUUUAGGAUCAUUAUUAAAAACCAAAAUGCGCAUUGUAAUGAUCUUCAUUGGAGGACCUGACGAUCGUGAAGCCUUGUCUAUUGCGUGGAGAAUGGCAGGGCAUUCAGGAACACAAUUACAUGUUUUGAGGAUUCAUUUGUUAGAUAAGGCUGCAGAAGAAAAAUUAUCGAAAACGAAAAAAAUAAAGUCUCAUCAUGGAAUAUUGUCGACGGUUAUGGACAGUGUGAUGCAAAACGAGUUAGAUGAAAAGUACUUAAUUUCCUUCAGGCACAAGGCAGUAAACAAUAAUGAUUCUAUUGUUUAUUCAGAGAAGGAAGUGCAUUCCAAUACUGGUGAAGAGAUUCCGACACUUUUGAAUGAGAUCGAUAAAUCUGGAUAUGAUUUGUACAUUGUUGGACAAGGAAGUGGUAAGAACACGAAGAUUUUUUCGAAGUUGUUGGAAUGGUGUGACCAUCCUGAACUUGGUGUUAUUGGAGACAUAUUGGCUUCAACUAGUUUUGGUUCACAAUCUUCUGUGCUUAUUGUGCAGCAAUAUAUGAUUGGGAGAAAAACUGUUGUUAAACAAAGUCAUCGUGAAUCGAUGAAAACUGGUCCUGAAAUUUUGUAAACAAAGUCAUCAUGAAUCGAUGACACAAAUUAUGUUAGAAAUAUUGCUUGUAAUAGAAUUAUGUUCCACUCAAUUUUGGAUUGUCAACCACAAAACCACAAUGGUAAACUCCAUGUAAAAACCUUUCAAAAGUCAUCAUAGGCUAGUACCAAAAUUAUUGAUACUUGAAAUA
This is a messenger RNA of Trifolium pratense (red clover), 2994 nucleotides long. RefSeq names its product cation/H(+) antiporter 15-like. Lineage: Eukaryota; Viridiplantae; Streptophyta; Magnoliopsida; Fabales; Fabaceae. Bases 357 to 2822 code for a protein of 821 amino acids. Gene Ontology annotation, biological process: regulation of pH; proton transmembrane transport. The transcript has 3 exons. Gene Ontology annotation, cellular component: endomembrane system; membrane. Gene Ontology annotation, molecular function: antiporter activity. The record is from RefSeq and is a predicted model, not a curated record.